Messenger RNA from Symphalangus syndactylus (siamang), 10367 nucleotides. It is a transcript of the gene ZNF669, whose product is annotated as zinc finger protein 669. Gene Ontology annotation, biological process: regulation of DNA-templated transcription. Gene Ontology annotation, molecular function: RNA polymerase II cis-regulatory region sequence-specific DNA binding; DNA-binding transcription factor activity, RNA polymerase II-specific. The record is from RefSeq and is a predicted model, not a curated record. Lineage: Eukaryota; Metazoa; Chordata; Mammalia; Primates; Hylobatidae.
UUAAUACCUGUGCCCUGUGGACAGCAAUACUCUAUUUAGCAUCCUUCAAGUUAAAACAAAAUUCUUACAUGUAUUUAAAAUGUGUAAAGAUACAUGCACAUGUCCUAAGUGGAUAGCACCAUAUAAUUUUAAAUAUUGGGGACAAUUUUGUCUGAGGCUUUUUUAAAAAACAAAAAAAAAGCGGGGGGAAGGGAAUGACAUUUUUAGCCCAAAGAUACCACCAGAUACCACCUUGUGAUCCCAGUCACUUAGUCUCAGGGAUGGACACUAUAUUGUUCUCUAACACACAGGUCACUUUCCUCUUUUAUACUUUCUAUAAACAUCAUGCAGCAGGAGCCCUUUUGUACAUGGCUUUUAAAAUCCAGUAGAUUGUUUUGAGUUUUUCUGUAAUUCUGCAUGUUGUUUUGGAUUUCUUUUUUUUUUUAGCAUUGAAUUCUGUUGUGUGAAUAUCAGACAAUUAAUGACUCCGUGCUGAUGCACAUAUGCAUGUGUUUUAGUUGAGGGUAUUAGGAACAGGGCUGCUAUGUAAAUUCCAGAAAAUGUAUUGGUAUUGGUGAAACAUGUACAAAUUUCUGUUGGGAACAUAUGUAAUAAUCACAUUGUUGUGUUGUAUGUUUACAUCUCUUCAGCUGUAGGUGAUAUUACCACUUUUCCAAAAUUGUACCACUUUUUGCUUGUAACACUUUUCAUGCCAACAAGUAACGUGUGAAUUUCCUAGGGUACCCACAUCCUUGCCAACACAUGGUAUUUCUUUUUUUUUUUUUUUGAGACAGAGUCUCGCUCUGUCGCCCAGGCUGGAGUGCAGUGGCGCGAUCUUGGCUCACUGCAAGCUCCGCCUCCCGGGUUCAGCCAUUCUCCUGCCUCAGCCUCCCGAGUAGCUGGGACUACAGGCGCCCGCCACCACGCCCGGCUAAUUUUUUGUAUUUUUAGUAGAGAUGGGGUUUCACCAUGUUGGCCAGGAUGGUCUCCAUCUCCUGACCUCGUGAUCCGCCUGCCUUGGCCUCCCAGGGUGCUGGGAUUACAGGCGUGAGCCACCGCGCCCGGCCCAACACAUGGUAUUUUCUGUCAUUUUCAUUUAGUCUUCUGGUUGCUGUGUGAUGGUCUCAGGCUUUAUUUACAUUUCUCCGAUUACUAACAGACUUGAACAUUUCAGCACACUUUUUAGUUAUUGAAUAACCUCUAUUUUGAAGACUUAUUUUGCUCAUCUCCCACUAUUUUAGGGGUCUUUUUCUUCUUCAUUUAUGGUGGUUCUUUACAUGAAGCUGGAUAAGAUUCCUUUCUUUGGUAUCCCUCUCACUCAGUCUCUCUCUUUCUGUAUUUUGAUAAGCUCUUAAUUUUAAUAAAAUUGUAUUUGUUAUUUUUCCCAGUAUAUUAAAUAUUUUUUUGUUUUAUUUAAGAAAUAUUUCUCUUAAGGCCACAGAGAUUUUGUUUUUUAAAUAAGGAUGUAUAUUUAAAAUUUUAUUUUGCAAUUCAUUCAGAAUUGAGUGUUUUUGUGGCUAGGAAUUCCAUUUUUUCCAGUAAGGUAACAAAAUAUAAUUUAUUCUGUAUUUUGAUAAGUUCUUAAUUUUAAUAGAAUUUUAUUUGUUCUUUCCCCAGCAUAUUAAAUGUUUUUUGUUUUAUUUAAGAAAUCUUUCUCUAUUUUAAGGCCACAGAGAUGCUGUUUUUGUUUUUUUAAUCAGGAUGUAUAUUUAAAAUUUGAUUUUGGAGUUUAUUCAGAAUUGAGAUUUUUUUUGUGGCUAGGAAUUUUAUUUUUUUCCAGUAAGCUAACAAAAUAUAAUGAAUUCUUUUUCAUUUGCUGUCACCUGUCAUUGUCUCACCCAAGUUAAUAUCAUCUCACCCUCAGAGCUGACUUUUCUGUGAAGACUAUAUAAUUCUGUUCCUUUCUUCAUCUUUUGGUUUUCAGCAGCCCCACAGCACCAAAGAGUCAAUGGUAGUUUUGGUCAGAAAUCUUCAGUGGGCCUUUUUUGCUCAAUGGAUAAAUUAUUUUCAUAUUUUAUUUAUUUGUAUGUUUAAUUUUAAAAUAUUAGUUGACAGAUAAUAUUGGAUAUAUUCAAGGUAUCUCCAAAUACACAUUGGGUGGUAAUUAUUACAAAAUCAAUAUCUGCCGUGACUUAAAAGUUUGUCCUCCGCCUGAAUUCAUGUUGCAACUUUAGACUCCAAAGCAAUAGUGUUAAGAGGUAGGGGCCUUUUGGAGGUGGUGAGGUCAUAAAGGCUGUGCCCUCAUCAUUGAGAUUAAUGACUUCAUAAAAGGACUUGAGGGAGUGAGUUCUGCCCUUUCUGCCCUUCUGCCGUCUGUGAACAUAACAUUCAGGAUGUCAUCUUGAAAGCAGAGACCAAGGUCUUCACCAGAGACAGUCUGCCAAUGGCUUGAUUUUGCACUUCCCAGCCUAUAUCACUGUAAGCAAUGAGUUUAUGUCAUGUAUAAACUACCUAGUCAGGUAUGUUGUUAAAGCAGCAAGAAGGGACUGAGACAACAUCUAUUGCCAUCCGUGCUGUACAUUAGAUUGCCAGAACUUAUAACUGAAAGUUUGUACCUUUUGAGCAAUGUCUCCCCAUUUCCCCUACCUUCCGGCCCCUGGAAACCACUAUGUAGUCUGUUUCUACGAGUUCAAUGUUUUUAAGCUCCAUCUAUAAGUAAGAUCAUAUAACAUUUGUCUUUCUGUGUCUGACAUUUUACUUAAUAUUCUCCAGCUUCAUAUUUUCACAAAUGACAAGACUUUAUUCUUUUUUAUGGCUGAAUAUUUCAUUGUGUGUGUGUAUCACAAUUUAUCCAUUCAUCUAUUAAUGGGCAUUUAGGUUGUUUCCAUGUCUUUGGCUAUUGUGGAAAAUGCUGCAAUAAACCUGGGAUUGCAGAAGUCUCUCUGAGAUACUGAUUUUAUUUCCUUUGGAUAUAAUCCCAGAAGUGGGCUUGCUGGAUAAUAGGGUAGUUCUAGUUUAAUAUUGUGAUGAGCCACCUUACGGUUUUUUAUAAUGGCUGUAUCAAUAUUCUCAUAUAUGUAAGGGAAUGUUGCUCCCUUUUGGAAGACAAUUCUUCAUGGAUCUCUCACUUCAUUUUCCCACAUCUUGUAUAAGCGUUUCUUCUGGGCUGUCUUUUUCAGGAUUUUUUUAAAUGAAAGAGACAGACCUGAAGGAUGUGUCUCUUCAGGUCAAAGGCCAAAUAAAUACCUGGAGAAUUUAAUAAAGAUUAUGUCUUUCUCUGAGGCAGUGGUUGGAAGGUUUUCUUUGAAACACAUGUUAAAGCACUGGGAUUUCUUAACCUUGAGAUACCUCAGCUGUGAUCAAAAUCUACUGAGCAGAAAGCAUCCAGUUGGGUCUCUUUGAUCAUCCCUGUCACUUGGAGUGGACGUGGGGAACAAAUGCAGAUAUGGAGCUCUUGCUUUCGUUUGUGUGAUGAAUCAUCAAAUAUUUUUCAUCAGGCCCAGGAAUCUCUUGCCUUCUAAUAUCCAUGAAGUUGACAGUCUUAAUUUUUUGGCUUGUAAAUGGAAAAAAAUCCAAGAAUGUUCACAUUUUUGACAGCUUGGGUGAUGAUGGGAUUGAUUGUGAGAAAUCUAUAACCUUAUAACCUUGUAUAAGAGGAAAGUAGAAAGAUUCUUCACAGACCUGGCCAGGGCUUAUGAGAAGGCUUCCUGGAACAAGUAGCAAAUUCUGCCACCCAAAUGAGAGUUGAGUAAGAGUAAGAUCCCUCCACUCUCCAAUCUGUUAGCGAGGCUGUUGUGUGAGAGGGAGAACUGAAAGGAGCAGUCUAAAUGUGCUUAUAUGUUCAUUCUCCUAGCCAAAGUAGGAAAGAAUGAGGAGUCCCCAAAGCUGAUAGAGCACUUUGGAUAAAUAGAAAAUAUUUUAAGUUCUUGUGGUUUUGCUGGAAGCAGUCAACAGGCUGCUAGAAACUAAAAGGAAAUGUGGGUGUUGGUGCCUUGCUUAUAAGCAGAGAGUCUCUCUAUGUACUCGCUGAUAACAAAACUCCACUGACAGGGCUUGGGCAGGGUUCACCAUGAGGGCAGAAAUGUCACAAAACAAUGGAGGUGGGGCCUUUGGGGCUAACCCAAUGUCUUCUUGUGUUUCUACACCAAAACUUACAGUUAGAAUUUUGUUAGAUGUGUUUAUGCUUCCCUGUCCCCUAAGUGCUGGAGGGGAUUAUUCCAGUCUGGGUGGGAGACAGGUAGAGGAGUGUGAGAGAGACAGACUUCUCCAUUUGCAACAGAGGGCAGGUCAGUCUUUAUCAUGAGAACCUUUACACUCUGAUGUCCAAAAUGUUCACCCUGCAUGAGCUGUUAGCUGCAAAGACAGAGGUGUCUGUCUCAGUGCUCCUGUCUAGAAUGGUAAUAUCUCUCUGCUAGUAGAUGUAGCUGAUAAUUGAAACUGUGCUUCAAAAGGUUAAAGAAGCAGCCAGGCACAGUGGCUCAUGCCUGUAAUCCCAGCACUUUGGGAGGCCGAGCCGUGUGGAUCACGAGGUCAGGAGUUCGAGACCAGCCUGGCCAACAUGGUGAAACCCCAUCUCUAAUAAAAAUACAAAGAUUAGCCAGGCAUGGUGGCGCAUGCCUGUAAUCCCAGCUACUCUGGAGGCUGAGGCAGGAGAAUGGCUUGAACCCAGGAAGCGGAGGUUGCAGUGGGCUGAGAUCGUGCCACUGGACUCCAGCCUGGGCAACAGAGCAAGACUCCGACUCAAAAAAAAAAAAAAAAAACAACACAAAAGUUAAGCCAAUGACUAACAGAAAUCCUUGAGUUUAUGGGAUGGCAAAUUAAAAAAAAAAAAAAAAACUUGCUAAAACACUGAAAUUCUCUCCACUUACGAGAUAAAGUAACUGGCUGAAAUUGGUUUGAACAAAUAGAAUCAAUGGGACUCUGCACAGAAUGAGCUUGCUGACAUCAUAGCCUGAAUUUCCACCACGUUUCCUAAUAACUCCCCCAAAAUUUGCACAUAUGACCCAUGAGGAAGCAUGAACAGAUAACUGGGCAUGCCCAUGGACGUUCCAGACCUCCCAUUAUCGUCCGCUAGUCACCUCCUAACCUCAGAAGCUACCCCCUGUACCUGUUCUAGUAGAAAUUCUGCCUUGAUGCCAGCAGAGGGAGACAGAUUCGAGCUUGGGACUCCCGUCUCUUUGGGAGUGAACUUUCAACAUAAAGCUUUUCUCAAAAACAAAAAUCCAGUGACAACUCAAUGUAUUGGCUCUUAGCAUAUUGGAUAGUAAGCACUAUUUUCUCAAUAACAAGAAGACCUGAAAAAAACCCAGAGUUCCGCUUUCCAAAUAAGGUUUAGUGAAGCUAAGUGGACAUAUUUUCAUUGCUCGAUUCUUCCAGCAGCCAAGAAAAACUUGAUCACUUUGCCAUUUGGAGCCUUUGACAAAAACAGCCUGCACCUAAAGAUAUUCUUUGGGGUGUCUGACUCAUAGCCACCCUGACACCACUGCAGGUUACACUAAUGUGAAAGUCAGUUAUAAGCUUGCUACAGAACUCCAGUCAAACUGAAUCCAAACUCAAGGAGGGCUGGGGGCUGUCUAGCUUUAUAUUCCAAUUUUGAGGUGGGUCAAUUUGAACUCUUAUGAAAGACCUCAAAAGACUACUUGUUAAAUAUAAAUAAUGUAUUCUAGAAGGAAAUUGGACUGGCACAGAAAUAGUUCUAAAGGGAAAAUCGGAAUCUAUCUUUGGUGGAAAUUUUAUGCCCGGCUGCACUAUAUGAAGCAAAGCUUCUGGCUCUAUGGGGCCCCCACUUCACUAAGUGUUCCCUAAAUUUCUGUCCCUGGUUUACGAAUAGGUCGGGGAAACUGACACCUCAUGGUGUUCACUGAGCUACUGAAUACGGUGGCUUCUGUCAGCCAUGCGGAACCUGAGUGGGGUGGUCACACCACUCAGUGGUCAGAACUCAGGGUCAUUGCUCACAUUCUAGCUGUUUGAUCUUUUGCAUUAAAAACUAUAGACUGUCUGAAAACAGGAAACCUUUCAGGCUGCAAACUGGAAAUAACCUCAGCAGCUGAUUACUGCUGUGUCCAGUCACUCAUUUACAAGUCUUUGGCUGGGCACAGUGGCUCACGCCUGUAAUCCCAGCACUUUGGGAGGCUGAGGCUGGUGGAUCACCUGAGGUCAGGAGUUUGAGUUGGCCAACAUGGUGAAACCCUGUCUCUUCUAAAAAUACAAAAAUUAGCCAAGCAUGGUGGCAGGUGCCUGUAAUCCCAGCUACUCGGGAGGCCGAAGCAGGAGAAUCGCUUGAACCCAGGAGGCAGAGGUUGCACUGUGCUGAGAAUGCACCACUGCACUCCCCCCGGGUGACAAGAGUGAAACUCCGUCAAAAAAAAAAAACAAACAAGUUUUUAAUAAGAGCCUGUUCUCUGAAGAGACUGACUAUAACCAGGCUGUGGACUGAAUCUGAAUCCAUGUCUAAUGCUGAGGGCAGCACUGCAGCCAGACUUGUGGUUCUUGGUGAAAGGUGAUCUUUUUGUCUCACAAUGUGGGAGGCCCCCGACCGUUCUCAACAGAAUGACUUCACCAACCUUUUGACUCACUUUGGAAGGUAUUGUUAAUACCUUGUCACUGCUCACACCAUCAGCAUAAAAACUGACUCCAGACACACCAUGUGUCCCUUGAAACUAAUCUCUGUCACCUUUUCAAAUUUCAAAACCAUUUGCACUCUGAAAACGUUGUGUCUUUUAUCAUCAAAUCUACUAAAAAUUGGCUGAUUUUACCAUCUUUUCCUUCUCCUGAUCUGUAUGUUACAAUUUGUUGAUUGAAUGUAAUUCUUUCUAAAAAGGAAUAAUCUCUUUUUGACUGCCUCCAGGAUAAGAAUGAAAUGGUUGAGGGCUGUAGCGAUCUAUUUCCCAAAUUUGAGAUUCCACACUGACUACUUGAAAUGAUACAUCUUACUGGCCAGGCACGGUGGCCCACGCCUGUAAUCCCAGCACUUUGGGAGGCUAAGAUGUACUGGUUCAUGAAGAUGUUGUGCUUAUGGGUUUCUACUCUAGACUCGGUGGCUUUUGAGGAUGUGGCUGUGAACUUUACCCAGGAGGAAUGGGCUUUGCUAGAUUCUUCUCAGAAGAAUCUCUACAGAGAAGUGAUGCAGGAAACCUGCAGGAACCUGGCUUCUGUAGGAAGCAAAUGGAAAGACCAGAAUAUUGAAGAUCACUUCGAAAAACCUGGGAAAAAUAUAAGAAAACAUAUGGUACAGAAACUGUGUGAAAGCAAAGAAGGUAGUCAGUAUGGAGAAGUUGUCAGCCAAAUUCCAAAUCUUGAUCUGAACGAGAACAUUUCUACUGGAUUAAAACAAUGUGAAUGCAGUAUUUGUGGAAAAGUCUUUGUACGUCAUUCCCUCCUCAAUAGGCACAUCCUAGCUCACUCUGGAUACAAACCAUAUGGAGAGAAGCAAUAUAAAUGUGAACAGUGUGGGAAAUUCUUCGUUUCUGUUCCAGGUGUUAGAAGACACAUGAUAAUGCACAGUGGAAAUCCAGCUUAUAAAUGUACGAUAUGUGGGAAAGCUUUUUAUUUUCUCAAUUCAGUUGAAAGACAUCAGAGAACUCACACAGGAGAAAAACCCUAUAAAUGUAAACAAUGUGGUAAAGCGUUCACUGUUUCCGGUUCUUGUCUAAUACAUGAACGAACUCACACUGGAGAGAAACCCUACGAGUGUAAGGAAUGUGGGAAAACAUUCAGAUUUUCUUGUUCUUUUAAGACGCAUGAAAGGACUCACACUGGAGAAAGACCCUAUAAAUGUACCAAAUGUGAUAAAGCCUUCAGCUGUUCCACUUCCCUUCGUUACCAUGGAAGCAUUCAUACUGGAGAGAGACCCUAUGAGUGUAAACAAUGUGGCAAAGCCUUUAGUCGUUUGAGUUCCCUUUGUAACCAUAGAAGUACUCAUACCGGAGAGAAACCCUAUGAAUGUAAACAGUGUGAUCAAGCCUUCAGUCGCCUCAGUUCCCUUCACCUCCACGAAAGAAUUCAUACUGGAGAAAAACCCUAUGAAUGUAAGAAAUGCGGUAAAGCCUACACUCGUUCCAGUCACCUUACUCGCCAUGAAAGAAGUCAUGAUAUAGGGGCUGGGUGUAGUGACUCAGCCUAUAAUCCCAGCACUUUGGGAGGCCAAGGUGUGUGGAUUGCUUGAGCCCAGGAGUUCAUAACCAGCCUGGAUUAAAACAAUGUGAAACAACCUGGGCAACAUGGUGAAACCCUGUCUUUCAAAAAAUAAAAUAACGCCGGGCGUGGUGGCUCACGCCUGUAAUCCCAGCAUUUUGGGAGGCCGAGGUGGGUGGAUCACGAGGUCAGGAGAUCGAGACCAUCCUGGCCAACAUGGUGAAACCCCAUCUCUACUAAAAAUACAAAAAAUUAGCCGGGCGUGGUGGCGGGUGCCUGUAGUCCCAGCUACUCGGGAGGCUGAGGCAGGAGAAUGGCAUGAACCCAGGAGGCAGAGCUUGCAGUAAGCCGAGAUCAUGCCACUGCACUCCAGCCUGGGCGAGAAUGAGACUCUGUCUCAAAAAAAAAAAAUAAAUAAAUAAAUAAAUAAUUAGCUGGGCAUGGUGGCACAUUUCAGUUGUCUUAGUUGUUUUUCAAGGACAUAAAAAGCUGUGGGCAGCAGGCGGGGAAGCCCUGUGCAUGCGGAUCACGAGAUCGGGAGAUUGAGACCAUCCUGGCCAACAUGGUGAAACCUCAUCUCUACUAAAAACACAAAAAUUAGCUGAGUGUGGUGGCAUAUGCUUGUAAUCCCAGCUACUCAGGAGGCUGAGGCAGGAGAAUCGUUUGAACCAGGGAGUUGGAGGUUGCAGUGAGCUGAGAUCACGCCACUGCACUCCAGCCUGGCGACAGAGUGAGACUCCAUCUCAAAAAAGCCCUAUGCAGCUGGGCGUGGUGGCUCACGCCUGUAAUCUCAGCACUUUGGGAGGCUGAGGUGGGUGGAUCACAAGGUCAAGAGAUCGAGACCAUCCUGGCCAACAUGGUGAAACCCCAUCUCUACUAAAAAUACAAAAAUUAGCUGGGCAUGGUGGCGGGCACCUGUAGUCCCAGCUACUCAGGAGGCUGAGGCAGGAGAAUCACUUGAACCCAGGAGGCGGAGGUUGCAGUGAGCCGAGAUUGUGCCACUGCACUCCAGCCUGGCAACAGAGUGAGACUCCGUCUCAAAAAAAAAAAAAAAAAAGCCUUAUGCAUGUAAGAAAUGUGGUAAAGCAUUUACUCUUUCCCAUUCCCUCAUAAACAUGAAAGAGCUCACACUGCAGAAAACCUUAAGAAUGUAGGAAGUAUGGUCAAGCCUUCAGAUUUUCUUGUUUUUGAAGAUUUGGGAGGACUCAGAGUGGAGAAAAGCCUUUUGCAUUUAAAUUUGUGUUAAGGCCUUCAGUUGUUUCAGUUCCAUUUGAAGACAUCAACUCAUUCCUGAGAAAAACCCUAUGAAUGUGCAGAAUGUGGGAAUGUUUCAUUUCUCUCAUAUCUGCUCAAGGACAUAUGAAAAUGCACACUGCAGCUGGACCUUGUAAAUACAAGAAUGUACACAGGAUUAAAACUCUAAUAGUUUAGAAACUGCAAGAAUAUUUUCAGUUUUAACAUUUACUUGAAAAGUCAUGUGAAAACUCCCACUGGAAAGAAGUUCUAUAAGUGAAGCUUUUCUAAUUUGGAAAGCCUGAUGCAAAUUAAUUAUCGUGCACUGUUUGAAAAAAAUAUACAUGUAUGAACUGUUACACAAGUUACAAGUAUAUUGUUUUUAUCAGUGGCUCAUUCUUAAAGAGUCUUGAGUAUGCAUUUCACCUUAUUUUGCAAAGGAAACCUUGAGGUGAGAGUUCUGUAAAUGCUUUUUAAGCGGUAGUACUUGAAUUUCAUAGUAGUGAUAUUUUCUUAAGUUUGUUGGUAGAAUUUUUGUCUAUUCAUGUGAUAAUGUACUGGAUUCAUGGUUGAAUUGUGAUGUUUUUCUAAUAUGUAGGUAAGUUUAAUUUUUUUUAUUAUUUUUUUUUUGUGUGACGGAGUCUCACUCUGUUGCCCAGGCUGGAGUGCAGUGGUGCGAUCUUGGCUCACUGCAACCUCUGCCUCCUGGGUUUAAGCGAUUCUCCUGCCUCAGCCUCCCGAGUAGCUGGGAUUACAGGCACCUGCCACUACGUCCAGAUAAUUUUUUGUAUUUUUAGUAGAGACAGGGUUUCACCAUGUUGGCUAGGCUGGUCUUGAACUCGUGACCUCAUGAUUUGCCCACCUCAGCUUCCCAAAGAGCUGGGAUUACAGGCAUGAGCCACCGUGCCCUUCCGGGUAAGUUUAAUGUGUAUGUAUUGUCCUGUGAUUAAUGGACCAGUGAAUAAUGAUUGUUAAGUGUUGGGAUUUUCUUACUAGCCUCAUUUGGCAAAUUUUGGUUAUCCCUUGUCCAUUAUACACAUUCCACAUUUUUUUAUUAAAGGAAAAACUACUCUUGGUGUAAA